This is a messenger RNA of Colias croceus (clouded yellow), 3784 nucleotides long. RefSeq names its product ubiquitin thioesterase trabid (gene trbd). Lineage: Eukaryota; Metazoa; Arthropoda; Insecta; Lepidoptera; Pieridae. The record is from RefSeq and is a predicted model, not a curated record. Gene Ontology annotation, molecular function: cysteine-type deubiquitinase activity; K63-linked polyubiquitin modification-dependent protein binding. Gene Ontology annotation, cellular component: nucleus; cytoplasm. Bases 355 to 2298 code for a protein of 647 amino acids. The transcript is spliced from 18 exons. Gene Ontology annotation, biological process: positive regulation of Wnt signaling pathway; protein K29-linked deubiquitination; protein deubiquitination involved in ubiquitin-dependent protein catabolic process.
UAUUAGUCAAAAUAGAAUAGAAAAUACCGUACCGUAUAAACAUAAUUGCCUCCAUCUCCGUUGUUUCCCUUAUGUUUUUCCCAUUUGUCCCCAUUGGUUUCUUUUUGAUUAAUAGAAAUUAUUUUCGUCCAUCCGUGAUCGUUAUGUUAAAGCUGUAAAAUUGGAGAAAAAAAUUGACCAUUCUAUAUUUUCGUAUUGUGAACUUAUUUGUUCUAGGUUAAAAUAACUGGGUUGUAAAAAUAAUUGUAACAACUGUGCAAACACGAAUGAUUGUCUUAUAAGAAUCUAGUAAGAUGUCAACUUCAUAAUAGAGAGAGGGGCGGUUGAUUUCCACUAAUUGUAUUUGAUGGUAAAAUGAGUGAAGAGUUGCAAAAUGAUGGUAACAAAAAGAGUCCAUCGCUGUCUAAUGCUGAGGGAGGUGUGCAGGGAGCAGAGUGUGGGGCUCACGUUGAUGCUUCCACUAAUGUAUCACAGACCAAUAUUGCACAGAUGACAGGAGGUGUAGCAUCGGAUAAUGCUAAAUGGCAGUGUGAAAUGUGCACUUAUGAAAACUUUCCUCUUUCUCGCAAGUGUACAAUGUGUCGGGCGGCCAAACCUUGUCUCGGUGAGGAUAUAUUCAAACUGCAAGAUGGUGCCAGUGCAUUACCUACUCAAGAUAUAUGUGGUGCAGAAAUGGUUGCAGAAAGAUUGAAACCUUUGAGGAUAUCAUCUCCACAGGGACAUGCUAGUGCUUCGUCAAUUAAUAAAUGGCCGUGUGCUACGUGUACAUACGAGAACUGGCCGCGAUCGCAGAAAUGUGCAAUGUGCGGUGCCGCGCCGCCUCGAGGUCAUGACACGCCUAGACUGGUGCACCCCACUGGUAUAAAUGACAUAUGCAAUAGUCAAAAUACGUAUGUACAUGAAGUGGAGCCGAACGGGCGUCGAUCAAAACGUAGGAAUAAUAAUCCCGAUUGGAUCUGGUUGCAGGCUUGUCUUGGUGUGGUAGAAGGUGACAGUCGUUGCGUAGACGCAUAUCUGGCAGCGGGCGGGUCCCCAGCCCGAGCGCUCACAGCGCCCGAGGUGGCGCUGCUGAACCGCGCGUCCGCGUUCGACGCGGGACACACGCUCGUGCACCUCGCUAUACGGUUUCAAAGGCAAGAAAUAUUGUCAACGUUAUUAUCACAGAUAUCGGGCGGAGGUCCCGGAUUGAAACGGUCACCUUCUUAUGUAGCGCCCGACAUAGCCUCAGCAAUAAGACGACACGUGGCCAGCUGUAUACGACAUAAAAAGGGCAACUUCCCAUGUCGAUAUGUUAACGAAUUCUGCACAUUCUCUCUACCGGCUGAAAUCGACGAGCUGCCAGCCGCGAUACAAGAGCAACUAUUCGCUGAGCUGCUAGACAAGGAGGCGCAGCAGACGCUCGAAACGGACACACCAAUAAUCAAUUGGAGUAUAGAACUUACUGUUAAUUUAGGAUCUCGGUUAUACGCACUAUGGAAUCGUUCGGCGGGCGACUGCUUACCGGACGCGUUAUGUCAAGCCGCGUACGGAGUGUUCGACCGCGCUAACGUGUUACGGACUGCGCUCGCUGAUACGCUGCAUCAUGCACACAGAAGUUUCUACGGUCGCUUCCAAGCGUGGGAGCGGUUACAAGCGGCGCAGUUACAGUACGCACCGGAGGAAGCCCAACUGCGGGCUGAGUGGUCGCGGCUGUUGGCGGCCGCGGCUCGACCGGGCACUCCGUUGCAUCAGUUGCACGUAUUUGCGCUGGCGCACGUGUUACGGCGGCCGGUGUUGGUGUACGGCGUCGAUGUUGUGAAUUCGUUCCGCGGUGAAGCACUCGGAUAUGCGCGUUUUCAGGGUAUAUACCUACCACUACUGUGGGAUGUGGAAUUCUGUUCCAAAUCCCCGCUGUGUCUCGGCUACACGCGCGGACAUUUCUCCGCGCUCGUGCCCUUAGAGCCCUACGCGCAUAGACACGAUUAUAUUUGCCGCGAGCCAACGGAAGAAGAUAGCGAGGACAUGACAUUUCUACCGCUCACAGAUUCUGAAGGAAAAUUAUUACCUGUCCACUUUCUUACUUGUGAUGAGAUGGCGGACGAGGAGGGCGUGGUCCGUCGCUGGACGUGCGCGUGCGUGACGGCGGGCGGCGUGCUGUGCGCGCGCCAGCGGCUGCACGCGCGCCCGCUGCUCGCCGCGCAGAUGUGCGAGGAGUGGCUCAACCACUACCGCCGGCUCGCACAACAAACGCGCGGCCCGUUCCCGCCGCGGUUGCACACGGCUGAGUUCUCCAGCGAUCCAGAUACAGAUGAAGAAUAAAAACCCCUAAUUUGGAAAAAUAAUAUAUUGUUAUAUUUAUUGGUGUGUUGAGUAGAUUCCAUGUGUACUAGGAGGUGUAAAAAAAAGUUUUUUUUUCAGUUUUGAGGUAUCAUUUAAACUUUCAUUGUAAUAAACUACCGAUAGUAACAUAAAAGAAUAAAGUUGCUAAUUUUUACUGUUCUUAAAAACUAUAUUUUGGUAGAUAGAGGCCUUUUACCGCUUAAUCAUAGGAAUAACUUACACUCAAACAAUUUUAUUAAUUCUCUAAUAAAUAAAAAAAAAAAACUAAUACCAAUUUAAUAAUUUUCUGUUGGAAAAAUAUACGUAUGGAAUCUACUCAAACACCUGAUAGUUAUCUAUAUACGUGAUUUCUGACUGACCGUAAUCACCAUUCACCAACAUAUUAAAACGAAUUAAUCGCUUAUUUUGAACCGUUAAAAAUUAAAACCCAGAAUAAGAUCUUUAGUUUUAUAGUUCAAUUGAAAACACAACGAAAAUAAAUAAUUACUUUUUAACGACCUAUUUCCAGCUUAAUUACAUUGUAAUAAGGUUCACAUUUCAAUGCAUUCUAAUAAACUUAAUUUUACAAGUUAAAUAAUAUCUCCCUAAUAUUGAUAAAAUAAGCUCUGCUUUUUCAUCCGAAUAAAAUACUAAAAUCAAAUAUAACAUUAAAAAAAAAAACUAUCGAAAUUCGGUCUGAACUCUAAAAGAAAACCUGAUCCUUUAAAUUACUUACAAAUUAAUUAUUUUAAUCAGUGUUUUGUCUCUUUCGCUCUUAGAGCAUAUACCUUUGAACGAAAAGAACAAGUUAGAACAAGAAUGAGUUGAGAAGACAAUUAUGAGUUUUAACAUUAAUAAAAAAAGAUUUUAGUAUCUUUAUUGACAUUAAAAUGUAAUAAAAAAUUGGCCACGUACGAAAAUAAGUCUAAAGCAAUAAUAUAGGCAGAGAGAUGGACUAUGUUUUCGCAAUAUAAUCGAAUACAUAAAAAAAUAUAUUAAAAUGAUUUAAAAGAAAGUGAUACUGAAUGUUAUCGGCUAAGUUGUAGUGUUAGUGCCUUUCGAUGUCCGUGUCUUAUUUGAUUUGAUUUGAAAAGUGGAUAUCAUAAGAUAUUUUUCUAUGUACUCGAUUAUAGUGUAAGCUCUUACGCUAUAAAAUUUGGGGAUCGUACCACUAAUGAACUUUGCGUAUUGCUAUCUCUGUUUAACAUACGAUUGUCUAUAUUUGCGUCCUUAUUGUUAAAACGCAUAGUGUAUUUGGUAGCUUUAUAUAGAGAAAAGCGAUAAUUUGAAUAAAUAAAAUUGUAAAAAAUGCAAAUAAUUAUAUUAUUAAUAGAUUCAGGCUGUUUUUGAGGUUUACGAAUCAAGGUUAAGAGAUGCUGUAUAAAUGCCUUUUCAUUGAUUAAUGUUACCAUACUAUUGUAUUCGCUUAUUAAUAUUACGUACUUGGUUGACGGUAUUAGCAUUUUGGGCAAAAUAAAUAAAUAUU